CUCGGUCUUCGAUUAUGUAAAUACGAAUUUGCAAUGGCAGUAGAGGAUUUAUGAAGAUUGUUAAGUUUGAUUGUUUACAUGACAGAAUGAUUUUAAUUAGAAAACUUCCGAAAAUCAGGAAUCACUAGACAAUCAUUUUAUCUUUGUAUAAAACUCUUCAGAAAAGUGAAUUCAAGACUCCAUCCAACCUUCAAGUGUACUAGUAAGCCUUUAAAAUUCAGACCAAUGAUCCGGUAUCCAACGUUAUGCAUACCUAAUUAAUUGAUUGGAGUUAGACACAUCAUCCGUUGGAUGCCGGCUCAAUGGUCUAAAACUUACACGCUCGCCGCGAGACCUGAAGGUUCUAGGCUAGUGAUAUAAAAUACAGAAUUUGGCGAGACUAUAACUUAUGGACGAACCAAUCAGAUUUAGGAUGACAGGUCUUGGAUUUUGACGCGAAAUUCACCUGCCCAUUAGGCCAAAUAACCUCUUGGUAUUUUAGCUGAUAUCAGUUCGUGAUGAAAAAACCGUACAUCUAAUUCCUAACCCUAACCAUCAACUAUGAAUCAUAAUCCUUAUUCUUCAAACUGUUUUAUAACCCUCGUUUAGCCCUAAUAAGUAGGUAGACACUUUCAAGUUCACUUUAGCAUCGCUCAAAGGUCGUCCAUAAAUUAUAGUCUCACAAAGAAUUUCGAUUGUAAAGACAGUGAAACUAACCCAGUAUUGCUAUAUGUUGUACACUCUGAAACUGUAAUCUAAAACAGAAAUAAAAUUAACCAUAAAAUUAUAAUUUUAUUUAUUCAAAACAAAAAGAAUACAAACUAGUUACCGGUAUUUUAGUCAAAAUAGAUAAAGAGUAAAUAUGGUUAGAAUAAUCCAUUUAACAAGUGUAUUUCUUGUCAGCAUAAUAUACAUAUUACGCACAAGUGAUAAUGGUAACAAGACAACAAUUACUAAUGUGUUAACACUAUGAUGAGUCAUGAAUAUAAUAUGCCAAAUAGAGUAAAUGUGUGCUAAUUAUGAGACAUUUUACUUUAUCGGAAAAUGAAUUAAUUUAUCCACCUCCAUAAAUGUAAUAGCCAAAUGAUAUAUGCUAUUCAAAUAAUGUUCAUUUGUGAAGGCUUAUUUUUAUCUUGUCACUGUUUCUGUUAUUUUAAAUACCAAAGGUGGAAUUUUUGUAAUUAUUACGAGUUGAUAAUAUAAUUGGGUUAAAGACUAAGCGGCAAAAUGUACUCAAGUAAUUCAGUGGAUAAUGCGUUUACGUUUGGACGAAAUACUACAGUAGGUCUAAAUCUUAGUAUGGUGAUCAGUAUUGGACUGUAGACACAUUCAGCUGAUGAGUCCGAAAUACGAUCAAACGCAUACCCUGAAUUUCACUGUUAACUUCAAUCUAGAUAUAUGAUUCAAUAAAUGGCUGUUGAUUCAUCAAAAAAGUACUGUGACUGUAAGAGAUUACAAGAAUAGAAUCAUUUGAAGAGACAGGAAAAGCUCUACAACAAAAACCAAAUGCACCUUUUUCUGUUAUUGUAUGAACUGGAGCAAAUAUGAAUGAAAUAUUACAGUCAUACAAUGGUAGCAUAAACUAAGCGUACUAAUCACAUCUGGUAGCGUCAACGUCUUUAUGUUCUUAGAGCAGAAAUUGGUUAGACGUCGUAUUACAAUCGCCUAAAACGAAUCAACAUUUGAAUUUCAGAUAAUGCUGAUAAUUAAAACAAAAUCUGGAUUAUAGUAAUACUUGAAUCAUAAUCAAAUAAUCUCUGUAUUUACCAAAGCACACUUGACAACUAAAGUGUAAUCAAAACUUGGUUGCUACAUAAUUUACUAAGUGAAUAAUAUAGAGAUCUCUGGUCCCAGUCCUCUUAUUCUUAGAUUUAUACACUUUUCUUUAAAAGAAAAUAUUGUUUAUGUUCUGUUCAAAAUUUGACUCUACAACUAUAUCAUGUGCCGUAACAAAUAAUAAUGAUAUACUUUUAUCUACCUUGUCCGUCAUGAAAAUAACAUAAUUGACUGAUAAAAUAUGAAAAGAAUUGAAAUAGCUAAACUGGUAAUUUUAAGCAUAGAAUCAACUAAACAUUUUAGAACACAGAACUAUCGUCUAAAUGACAAAAUGGUCAGCCAAGAUAAUAGUUAUUAUAACCUAUUUAUCAAAUAAAAAAAUAAUUGGUCAUUUGUAGAAGGAGCCAAUGUCAUUAAACAACCAAAAAGGUUGUCACACUACUUGUCAAAUAUUAGUCAAUUAAGUAGUAUUUUCUGUAACACAAAUCUUUUCUCUUAAACGGGAUAAGAAUUGGGGAAAUAUCCUGCUCGUUGUACUUCUCAGUUUAAUUUAUGAUGAAAUCAAAUAAUUAUGAUGUCUAAUGAACAGACUAAUUAUUAAGCAAAGCAAAUAAUAUUUAACUAUGAGUAUAGGGUUAUGGAAAUUGCUGCAUUUCAUUGAAAUGAUAAACCGAUAAACGUUAAAAAACACAUUGAAAACCUGGAAGCACUGGGUGAGAGUUUCUUCCCUACCCGGUUGAUCGGUCGUAGAUGUACACUGUUGAAGAUUUCUAUACUAAAACGAAACGACCGUCUACUACUUCCACGUUUUCAAUGGUUGUCUAACUUAUAUCAGUUCGUGAUUUCAAUAAAAUGAUAUUUGAACCAACCAAAAAGUAACCAAUCAUAUGUUAAUUAAAAACUUAGACCUUGAAAACGAAAAUAUGCUAUUUUCACACACCCACGGUUAAUGAUAUUAUGUCAUACAAACCUAUAAAAACGUACUAAUUAUGUUCACUGACUAAUCUAAAUAAACAAGUAACAAAAGUGUACCAAAAAGAAACGGGUUUCUUUUUUUCUGCAUAAGUGUGAGUACGAUAACAACAGUUCAGAGAAAAUUCCAUCUGGAAAUAUUAUGAAAAGUGAUAUAUAAAACUGACACUUAAUUCACCACGGUAACAAGAAAAAAUAUAUAUAUCAUUAUUAUUAUUAUUGUCGGGAGAUUGACACUUUACUGAAAUUCAUUAUCCUUUUUCUAUUAACUCAAACAUAUCAUAAGUGUCUAUAUUGAAAAAUGAUGAACCAGACAAUGAGUCAAUUAUUAUUUAUGGCAUAUAUUAGUGGUUUAAUUAUGCUUAUCCAAUCAGUUCCAUAUCAUAGAUCAUCAUCAUCAUUUCGAAGAAUAGAUUCAUUGGAAAACUUCAAGAAAUUAUCAAUGACACAAGAUAAUACAAUUGAAACAAUCAUGAAAACUAUUCAACCAAUAAUGAAAUGGAAUCAACAACCAGGUAAAUUAGAUAAUUUAUUCAUUAUUAAAAAAUCAAUAAAUUAUGCUUUAAAUAAUUAUACUAUUAAACCAACAUUUUAUCAAUAUGUGAAAUCAUGCUGUAAUCGUGAAGUAAUGAGACCAAUGGGUGGUGGACAUAUGACUGGACCAUGUUGUAAACAAUUAAUUAAAUUUAAUCAUUUUAUUUGGUUAUCAUUUCCAUGGUUUAAAAAAACAUUAACAAAAUUCACUACCGAUUAGUAAUCAUUACUAAAAGUAGUAUAAAGUUUUCCAAUGGUUACUACUUAGUUAAUUUACAAAAAUUAUGAUUUUUUUUAUUUCCACAACAACAAGAACAAAAAAUAACAUUUAAUAUGUCAAUAUUACAGAAAUGGAAUACUUUAGCAUAAUAUAAAACAGCGUUCAUUGAACAAAUGUUCAUCUGUACCAUUGAAUGUUAUCUUGCAUUUAUUGGAAAAUGUUCUUUUACACAUUCUAUCUGUUGAAACACGUACAAAAGGAAGAGAGAGAGAGAGAGAAAGAGCGAAGUUCGAAACCAAAAACAAUAAUUCCAUUUACAAUAAUCUUUGUUUGUUUGUUUAUUUUACUCAGUUUCUUAAAUCUGAAGAUUUCUUUUUCGAUAUGUUACUUUUCAAUUGUCCUAUUUUUUGUUUCUUUCUUGGUUACGGUUAAAUUACACUGUGAAUACUAUUAGCAAUAGACAAUUAUGAAAUAAAUACAAAAUGGAAUUCAAAAAGAAACAAAGUUUUAUUCAUCUAAAAAAAAUAAUUUCUCGUUUUUAUUUUGAGCAUAUUACACAUCAUCGUUUGCGUAUAUAUACUACUAAACAUACCAUUUAAGUAGUAAACUCAGUGAUUUUAGGGACAAGAUGAAAAUGAUAAAACUUAAAGAAUAAAAAUGAAUUCACUAAUUGGUUUCUUUUUUAGAUUUUUAAACUUAUAAUUAUAUUCAUUGUAAUGUUGGAAAGGAUCUUACUACACAUGAGAAGUCUUCAUAUAUAUAUGGGAUGAUGAAAUUGAAACUUAUUCUUUAGUCUGUGGUCUUUUAUCAUAUUUAUUUACUAAUAAAUACCCGAAAUUUAAAAAAUAUAUGAGGAGAGCGACCUCAGUUUAUCAAUGUUUCCUUUUCUUUUAACUGUUACAUACUGUUUCCGACCUUCUCUGGUAGACUGUUUUAUUUAUUUACUUGUAUAUAAAUAAAAUCAAAAAGAA
Molecule: messenger RNA, 4452 nt
Organism: Schistosoma haematobium
Lineage: Eukaryota; Metazoa; Platyhelminthes; Trematoda; Strigeidida; Schistosomatidae
Exons: 1
Coding region: 3029-3481 (150 amino acids)
Source: RefSeq, a predicted model, not a curated record